This is a messenger RNA of Poecile atricapillus (Black-capped chickadee), 3075 nucleotides long. It is a transcript of the gene RUNDC3A, whose product is annotated as RUN domain containing 3A. The transcript is spliced from 11 exons. Bases 1147 to 2550 code for a protein of 467 amino acids. Gene Ontology annotation, cellular component: cytosol. Lineage: Eukaryota; Metazoa; Chordata; Aves; Passeriformes; Paridae. The record is from RefSeq and is a predicted model, not a curated record.
GUGUACACUCUGUGUGUGUGUCUGUACACAUCCCCGUGUGUGUGUGCACAUCUGGGCAGCGCUCACACCCGCGGGCGAGUGUGCACACACCCGUGCGUGUGUCCACUCUUACAGACUCCCUAAAAUCCCCUCAGCCCCGAAUCCCGACCCCAGAUCCCAGGGUCAGGGUGAGGAGGGCGAGCCUUGCGCACCCCUGCGCGGUGCCACAGCAGGUCCCGGCACUGUCCCCGUGAGGUGACACCGGAGCUGUCCCCGCUGGGCCAGACCGGCUCCAGGCUGGGGACUCGGUGGCACCCGCAGUGGAGGGAGGGGCGGUGCUGGCUCUGGGUGUCCCGAUAACGCCCCCCGGCCUUAUCUGGGCGCUGCCGGGGGCUCCCCUCCCUGCACAGCCUUGGGGGUUUUGGGGGUCCCUCCCCACUGUUCCCCAGCCGGGUUCUCUUGGCUGAGGCCCCUUGGCAGGGGCGGGGGGGGUGUGUGGCACCCUGGUGGGCACAGGGAGGUGGGACAUGUCCCCUGGGGGAUGUCCGUGUGCUGAGGGUGACUCUGAUUUAUUUGGGGGCUGUGGGGGGUUACGUGGCUGCUGUGGGAUUCACCAGCCCGCCCCUUCCCCAUUUCUCUGUCACAACAACGGGAAACUGAGGCACGGUGACAAACGGGGUUGGGGGGGUUGCCCCCCAGCUCGGUCAGCCCCCGCCCACCCCCGUGAAGGGGGUCCCUCGCCCCCCCAGACCCCGCGUGGGGGUGAUGCUCAGCCCCCCCAAAACGGGAAUCGAGGCAGGGCAAAGCAGGGGGUGGCGAUCUGACCCUGGGGUGGGCAAAAGACCCCCCAGAAACCCCGGGAACAGCCCCCUCCCCUCGGCUUAACCCACGGGGUCCUCCACCAGCGGCACCUCGUGUCGGGAGGGACAGGUGGGGACCCCCGCGGGGGACUCCGGCCCUCCCCUCUCUAUUCUCCCCCCCCAUCCCCCGGAGAGAGAUUUGGGGGGCCGGGGGCGGGGAGAGCAUCCCUUGGGGGGGGCGGCGCACGGCCCGUGGCGUGGGCACCGGCGGAGCAAAGCCUGCGCGGCGCGGGGGCCGCGGCCGAGGGGUGCGGGGUCCCCGCGGGGGAAGGGGCAUCGCCCGCGGCCGCGGCGGCUGGGCCGCUGCAUGGAAGCGAGCUGGGUGCCGGCUGCCAUGGCUCUGGGGCUCUCCUCCAAGAAAGCUUCCUCCAGGAAUAUCGCCGUGGAGAGGAAAAACCUCAUCACCGUCUGCAGGUUCUCAGUGAAGACUCUUCUGGAGAAGUACACGGCCGACCCCAUCGAUGACUCCUCCGAGGAGUUCGUUAACUUCGCUGCCAUCCUCGAGCAGAUCCUCAGCCACCGCUUCAAAGGCCCCGUCAGCUGGUUCAGCUCUGAUGGGCAGCGCGGCUUUUGGGAUUACAUCCGCCUGGCCUGCAGCAAGGUCCCCAACAACUGCGUCAGCAGCAUCGAGAACAUGGAGAACAUCAGCACCUCCAGGGCCAAGGGCCGGGCCUGGAUCCGAGUGGCGCUGAUGGAGAAGCGAAUGUCCGAGUACAUCUCCACGGCCCUGAGGGACACUCGGACCACCAGGAGGUUUUAUGACGACGGGGCCAUCAUGCUGCGGGAGGAAUCCGCGGUGCUCACGGGGAUGCUCAUCGGGCUCAGCGCCAUCGACUUCAGCUUCUGCCUGAAGGGAGAGGUGAUGGACGGCAAAACGCCCGUGGUCAUUGACUACACGCCCUACCUGAAGUUCACGCAGAGCUACGACUACCUGAGUGAGGAGGAGGAGCGGGGCAGUGUGGAGAGCAGCACAAGCGAGGACAGCUCACCUGAACACCCCUACCUGCCCCUGGUCACCGACGAGGACAGCUGGUACAACAAGUGGCGCAAGAUGGAGCAGAAAUUCCGCAUUGUUUAUGCCCAAAAGGGGUACCUGGAGGAGCUGGUGAGGCUGCGGGAGUCACAGCUGAAGGACCUGGAGGCGGAGAACAAGCGGCUGAAGCUCCGGCUGGAGGAGGUGAUGGUGCAGAACCAGCUGGAGAAGAGGGAGCUGGAGGGCGUCAUCCUGGAGCUGCAGGAGCAGCUGUCCCCGGCACUGGUGGCUGCGCCAGGUGCUGAGCACCCGCCUUUGCUGCAGGACGGGGCUGAUUCCCUGCGAGAACCCACAGCUGGCCCAGCUCUCCAAGGAGAUGGUGACACCCCUGGUCAACCAGUGGCCCUCCCUGGGGACCCUCAACGGCAACGAGAGCGGCUCGGACAGCAAACUGUACAGAAGGCACAGCUUCGUGAGCACCGACCAGCUCUCGGCCGAGAACAGCCUCAGCUCCGACUCCCAGCGCCUGGGCGAGGGCAAGCGCGAAGGGGAGCCCUGGGGGCCCUUGGGGAAGGACCCCACGCCCUCCAUGCUGGGGCUCUGCGGCUCCCUGGCCUCCCUGCCCAGCUGCAAGUCCCUGGCCAGCCUCAAGUCCAACGAGUGCCUGGUGAGCGACAGCACGGAAGCCAGCCCGACCCGCAGCCCCAGCUGAGACCCCCGGCCCCCGCACAGGACUGAGCUCGGCCCCCUCGCCCCCCCGGGACCAACGAGGGACUCGCCCAUCCCAGCGGGGAGGCUGGGGACGGGCAGCCCCCUCCCCAUCUUGAGACCCCACCCCGGCUGCGCCUCGGCCCCCCAGCCUGGAGCCCGGCUGGAGACACGGAGCUGGUGGGAUGGGGGAUGCAGGACUGGGAGCCAGGCGAGCUGGGAUGGGGGAAUGAACUGUGCCACGGUUGGGGGGACACUGGGGAGCAAGGGGGGGGUCGCGGCCAGGCCCCCACAGGGGUGAGGGUCCGGCGUGGCCCCACGGUCCGUCCUGCUCUGCCCUCGGUGCCCACCCGGGCUGCGCCUGCCUGGCCUCCCCCAGCUCCCCUGCACUGCGGGGGCUGCCUGUCCCCCCUUGCAGCAGCAUCCCCACAACAGGGGGAGGACUUCUUCCCCCUUCCUUCCCAUCCUCCCCUGGGUUUUGGGUUGUUUUGGGUGAUUUUGGUUUUUAUUUCAGCCCCAUCUGCCUUGUUGGAGCAAAAGGAAUCAAUAAAAGCA